This is a messenger RNA of Cannabis sativa, 4342 nucleotides long. RefSeq lists its product as uncharacterized. Bases 2469 to 3260 code for a protein of 263 amino acids. Lineage: Eukaryota; Viridiplantae; Streptophyta; Magnoliopsida; Rosales; Cannabaceae. The transcript is spliced from 5 exons. The record is from RefSeq and is a predicted model, not a curated record.
UGGAAGACAAAAGUGUAACUAAAUAAUUCCCACUUAAUAAUACUCAGCAACCCUUAACCCACGACCCUUCAUUUUCCCCAAAAUUUUGUCUAAACCCUUAAUUCUCAAACCCACGACUAAAACCUUCAAACCCAGCACUCUUCGAUCGGUUACAACUACGUUCGAUGAGGACAACGAUGACGAGGACAAGGACGCCUCUUCCCGAACUCCUCAAAUUUGGCGAGUUCUUUUAAUCUCUAAUUUUGCUAUUAGAGGCAAGCUUUCAGCAUAUUUUGGAUGUACAUGAUGGGAUUGAAUGUAGUGUUGGUCUUCAUUUUUUUUCUCUUUUAGUUAGCUAUUGUUCCCAAUAUUGUGAGAAAGAGAGAUUUGCUCGUGUUGAUUUGAAUCAAUUAGUAGAGGUGCUCAAUGUAUGGAACUUGUUCAGAUUUGUCGAACUACUUUCGCUUGCAAAGACUGUAAUCGACAAGUUCGGUUGAAUUGGUUACUUUUUGCUUGGGGGCGAAUCUUAGCUUCGUCUGACCCCGACUCAUCUUCUUUUGCUCCCUCAAUCAAAUUCAAGCCUAUUGAUAAAAACGCUACUGGGUUCUGCAUCAUCCAGGGGCCUGAGAUAGUGGAAGACUUUGCCAAUAUGAAAUUACAAGAAAUUUAGGACAAUAUACGAAGUCGUAGGAACAAAAUAAUUUUGCAUAUGAAAGAGGUCAAUUAAUUAGCAAGUGCAAGUGGAUUAAACCCAACAUCAGUAUUAGUAAAGGUUAAGGUAAAGGCAAGGCUAUAGCUGAUGGACCGUGAGCGAGCUUAUGAGAUUGUACAUGUCGGGGCGGUUAGGCCUGGAGCGUACGAUCCUCGGGACAGCAAGGCCGAGAUUUUUGUAACUGUCGUUAGACGACUUUUAUUUUGAUGUAAUAGUUAAACAGUGAAACUUUUUGUAAAUAUUUUUAUAAUCGGGAUCCCGAGUCUUUUAUAAUAUGUGUUACAAGUUUAAUCAAAAAGCAAAAUUUUAAUUAAUCACGUUUUUCCAUAAACCUCGUUGAUUAGCAACGAGCUGCACAGUACGUUUAAAAAUCACGUAAUACGCCUAAGGUAGUUAGGGUGUUACAGCUCGUUUGGCUUGGCGUUACCUGAAUCAAGACAUCUGAUGCUUGAGUAAGUUCUCGCUUUCCUUUAUGUUUCUUUGCAUGUUUACUUUUUGAAUGCACCUUUGACUUUGCUGUAAAAGAUAUGUAGGAAACCCUAAGUUUAGAAACUCUGCGAUUCUCCUUUGUCAUGCGUUCAUUCGAUUUCACCGUCCGUAGUGUUUGCUUUCUGAACUGCAUAAUGGCUGUCUUUCAUCUUGCUUAUUCUAAGCUUCAUGAAAUUUUUCGCCCUAACUCAAGAAAAUUUCAAACUUCCUGAGUUUCGACUUUUCGUUGAAUAUUGUUAUUCUUUAAUCUGUUGAGUACUCCUGGUCGGCAAAUUUGCUUAUUUUAACGUUUGAUAUUCCGACCAAACACUCAUCUUGUGUGUUGUCUUUUGUAGAUGAACUCAGGUGAAUUUUGGGAGAGCGAACAUCGAAUCGACCAAGACUUGCUUCAACUCUUGCACGAGGACAAUCCUCGUCUCUAUUCUAGCCCACCUUCUUCGAGUGAAAGGCGUUCUUCCUUAAGUCUUUCGUCUAGCCAUAGAAUGAUGGCUCGUACCAAGAAGACCAUGCGUAUGGCUGACGCAUCUGACCCUCAAGUGGCUCGGCACGCCACUUUUUCCAGCGCCGAACAAGAUCCAGCCGUCCAGGAGCAGGGGGAUCAUGAAGGGGACGCUGAGGUCCAGGGGAUCAAAGAGCAGGACGAUGUCCGUCCUAGAAGUCCCUCUGAGGUGGAGGAAAAAGAGGAGGUUGCACCCCCAAACUAUGGUAGAUACAAUGAGGCUGGGGAGCCAGUCGAUGCUGAUGGCGACGUCUUGGUUGAGGGUGUGGACUACAUUAGUGAGGAACUUAGUGCUGCGGUUCCUCAUAGAAGGCAAGGUACCUUGGGUGCUAGUGCAUGAGCCCUCUGUCCAAGGUUACUAAGGCGCGCAUGCGAGUUCUUGACCAGGAUGGCUACCUGGGCAAAUUGGACUGUUACAUUCCCGCCCACAAUAAUCGAGCCACAAACUCUGAAAAGGGGAUGUGCGCCUGGUCAGGUGCUCAUGCCCAGCAAGGGGCAUUGUUGCCUUUGCACCCGUACUUUAAGAAUAUGGCGGACUUCUUCCGCCUCUAUCUUACCCACUUCACUCCCAAGGGCAUUAAGUAUCUGUCUUCCCUCUUUAUUCUCUAUGCCUCCUAGAAGUGGGACAUGCCUUUUCCGCACGAGGUUAGCUAGUUUUUUGAUUUGAAGUCCACCCCUUAGCAAGGCAGGUCAUGGUACUUCUAUUUCUCUCAAUCAGACUUCAAGUGGUUGACGGGCAUCGGGGAUUCAGCCAUCAGCAAAAUUGGGCAUUUUGUUGAUGAGUAUUUCAUGGUGGAUGGCAUGGGCACCGCCCACACUCGGUUCCAGCAGAUCCCUACAUUUCACCGCCCUCUCCUCACUCUUACUCUUAGAGAUAGAGCUCAAGAGCUUGCUCAGCUGCCAGGGGAUGACUGGAAUAUCAUCCAGUUGACCUCCGAGGACAACUUUGUGAAGUACGGGCUCUAUCCAAAAUAUUUUAUUCCUAAGCCAUUGAAGGGGAGGAAGAGGAAAUUUGGCACUGGCCGGACUGAGGGAGUUGAUAAGGAGAAUGAGCUGAUUCAACUGAAGCGUGAGGCUAAGUUGAAGGGAGGUGCAAGCGCCAAGCAAUAUGCUCACGAGCCCUUGAAUCCUGAAGAUGAAGCAGAGGAAGAGCAGGUGACUCCGCUCAAAAAGAGGAAGAAACUUCCGGCCCAGCCCAGGCCCAUUGAACAUGCAAUUCGCAUUAGAGAGCCCAGUUCACCUGCUCGGCCGCCUUCUCCCGUGCUAGGAAAAGGAAAAGCUGUUAUGGCUGAGAUAAGAGGCUUGUCAGACAUGUCUCAAAAGAUGCUUGAGGCUCUGAAGAAGAGAGUUGGAGGAUGCUCAAGCGCAUCUCCCCGAACCAAGAAGUCCAGGGAUGGUGAGAUGACCCCUACCAAGGAAAAGGCGCCUGCUGGGGAGGUUAUUAAUCUUUUCGAGGAGCUAACUGCUGCGAACCCUUCCACUCCAAAAGUUUCUAAGUCCAAGGAUUCUCGGGGAGGAAGCUCGGACAGGCCUGAGCAACCAAAAGGUGGAUCCGAGCUGAUCAAGGGUGGAUCCGAGUAGAUGCGACCUCCUACUCCACCUUUGCCAGUGCUUCCAGAGGCCAAGAAGGGCAAGGAGAUGCUCACGCACUACAUGAACCGGUUAGUUCCUGAGGUUAGUGAGCAACUGGCCGGUGCUGACAAUGACUCUUCUUUAGAGUUACUGAUGGGAGGAGUCUUGACAGAAUUCACAAGGGUAAGUCUUUCCUGACAGUUUCCUUUAAUCCUCUUUAUUUGGGUCGAAUUCUAAAGUUUUUUCUCUGCGCAGGCUGGUCUGAAGUUGGUUUGCACAUACUCCCGAGCUAAGUCUGCUGCUUCCAAGAAUGCGGCUCUGUCCAACACCAUGAGGGCGGAGGUGGACUUGGCCAAGAAGGACGCUGAUGGGGCCAGGGUGGAACUUGGAGCUGUUCGGAUGGAGCUGGGUGAAGUCAACAAGAAGCUUUUUACUGCUCAGAAGAAAAUAACUGAGUUGACUAAGGAUCUCGAGGCUUUUGACCGAGUUGAAGAGAUCAUCGAGACCUUAUCUACAUAAGUGAAUAGCCUUCAAGAUGAAAGGACAUCUCUUUGAGCUGUCCUUUGUCGUCUGGAAGAGGAGAAGAAGUCUAAGGAGGAGGAGCUUACAACUGAGGUGGCGAGGCUGGGAGAAAAAGUCCAUGCCUUAGAGACAGCCGGUCUCGAGCUCUUUUAUGACUUUCGGAAGGCUAACUCUCAUGCAAACUUUGAUUACUUGGGUGAAGCUAAAGACAUAUAUCUCGAGUUCUGCGCUUCCCAAGUGGCUUAUGGUAAAACUGAGGCGGUUGCUUCUACCUCUGGCCAAAAUGUUGAUGUACCUCCUGUUCAAACAACAGAUCCUCCAGCUCUUACCGGCCCAGAAGAUUCGAACCGAGAGCCUGGGACUCCAGCUGUUUAAAUACUUCUCUUUUAUCCUUCUUUUUCUAUAUCUUAUUUGGCCAUAAGGCCUUUUUUAAGACAUCAUGACCGGCCAAGCAGUCUUUAAACUUGGAAUUGUUUUUCAUUUUAUAGACAACAAGCUGACCGGGCAGCUUUUAUUCCUGGUAGUACGUGCUUUUGUUAUCUUUAAUGAAUUUCAUUCUCUGUUUAUAA